AUGACUUCUCGCAGACUCUCGUCAUCUCUGCUCCGACCAUUUCUCCGUCGAACUCCGCCACUGUGUCAGGCUCUGACCCCUUGCCGGUCAGUCUCUGUCCCAAAAUUUUCGUCUCGCGUUUCUACGAUCUCCAUUACAAAAUUCCCCCAGCCUGAGUCAUUUUCAAGAUUUGAGCCUGGUAAUGGUGUGGUGUCAGUGCUGAGAAGUUCUGGACUGGGAUCGUUCCAGCAGGUUGGGAUCGCACCACCUUUUGCUAACAGGUAUAUGACAACAGAGGCAGCUUCUGUUGAUUCUUCUUUUCAAGAUAGCUCGACACUGGUGCCUGAAGUUCCUUCUCGCAUCAAAUUUAAGAGAUUAGACAAAACUGGUCGGAACAUUAUGCAGAUUUUAGACAAGGAAGCAGUAGAGGAGGUGAGAGGGCAAAGAGAGAUACCUGACAUAAAGCCUGGUUAUAUUGUGCAACUCAAAGUGGAAGUACCUGAGAAUAAGAGGCGUGUUUCUAUUAUAAAAGGCAUUGUUAUUGCAAGGCGUAAUGCUGGACUCAAUACUACAUUCAGAAUUCGGAGGCAGGUGGCUGGGGUUGGGGUUGAAUCUCUGUUCCCUCUGUAUUCACCUAACAUAAAGGAGAUAAAGGUGCUAGACAAAAAGAAAGUGAGAAGGGCCAAACUCUACUAUCUGAGGGACAGAAUGAACGCACUUAAAAAUUGA
Messenger RNA from Sphenostylis stenocarpa, 708 nucleotides. Lineage: Eukaryota; Viridiplantae; Streptophyta; Magnoliopsida; Fabales; Fabaceae. The record is from the annotation of a GenBank genome assembly.